Crotalus tigris (Tiger rattlesnake) is the source of this 1795-nucleotide messenger RNA. It is a transcript of the gene ACADS, whose product is annotated as acyl-CoA dehydrogenase short chain. The record is from RefSeq and is a predicted model, not a curated record. Gene Ontology annotation, biological process: fatty acid beta-oxidation using acyl-CoA dehydrogenase; butyrate catabolic process. Gene Ontology annotation, molecular function: flavin adenine dinucleotide binding. Gene Ontology annotation, cellular component: mitochondrion. The transcript has 10 exons. Lineage: Eukaryota; Metazoa; Chordata; Lepidosauria; Squamata; Viperidae. The coding region runs from base 34 to 1251 and encodes 405 amino acids.
CCCGCCCUCCCGUGGGCGGCGACGGAGGCGGCGAUGGCGGCGGCGGCGGUGGCUUCGGCGGGGCGGCGGGGCGUCCUUGCCGCCCGCGGAGCGCGGCUGCUGCACGCGGGGCUGCCGGAGACGCACCGGAUGCUGCGGGAGACCUGCCGGGACUUCGCCGCGAAGGAGCUGGCGCCGCUCGCCGCCCGCCUCGACCGCGAGCACCGCUUCCCCGACCAGCAGAUUAAGAAAAUGGGGGCCCUGGGGCUCCUAGCGAUGGCUGUGCCCGAAAAAUACGCAGGAGCUGGCUUGGAUUGCUUGGCCUACACCGUCGCCCUGGAGGAGAUCAGCCGCGGCUGCGCGUCCACCGGCGUCAUCAUGAGCGUCAACAACUCGCUCUAUCUAGGACCAGUUUUGAAGUUUGGGUCUGAAGAGCAGAAACAGGAGUGGAUCCCUCCUUUCACCAGUGGGGAGAAAGUGGGGUGCUUUGCCCUGAGCGAGCCAGGAAACGGCAGCGACGCCGGAGCGGCAUCCACCGUGGCUCAGCUGGCUGGGGACGAGUGGGUGCUGAAUGGAACCAAGGCCUGGAUCACCAACGCCUGGGAGGCCUCGGCCGCCGUGGUCUUCGCCACCACAGACAAAGCCCUGAAGCACAAGGGCAUCAGCGCCUUCCUGGUGCCCAUGCCGUGCCCGGGCCUUUCAUUGGGCAAGAAGGAGGACAAGCUGGGCAUCAGGGCUUCCUCCACCGCCAACCUCAUUUUCGAAGACUGCCGCAUCCCCAAGGAGAACCUGCUGGGCGCGCAGGGGAUGGGCUUCAAGAUCGCCAUGCAAACCUUGGACUCCGGCCGGAUUGGAAUUGCUUCCCAGGCCUUGGGGAUUGGCCAGGCCGCUCUGGAUUGCGCCGUGGGUUACGCCGAGAAGAGGCUGGCAUUUGGGCACCCCCUCACCCAGCUGCAGGCCAUUCAGUUCAAGCUGGCUGACAUGGCAGUGGCGCUGGAGGGGGCUCGCCUGCUCACCUGGAGAGCAGCCACGUUGACUGACCACGGAAAGCCCUACACAAAGGAGGCAGCCAUGGCCAAGCUCUCGGCGUCCGAGGCAGCGACUUUCAUCUCCCACCAGGCGAUCCAGAUCCUGGGCGGGAUGGGCUAUGUGACGGAGAUGCCGGCCGAGCGCCACUACCGAGAUGCCCGCAUCACGGAGAUCUACGAGGGAACCAGCGAAAUCCAGAGGCUGGUGAUUGCCGGGCAGCUGCUGAAGGCCUAUCGAAGCUGAAGAGGACUGCUAUGGAAGAUGAGGGUCACGGGGCCCCCCUUAGGUCAGGAGCUGGCUUAAAUGGCGGGCAUCCACCCCUUGGCAGGCCAGGCACCCGACUCCUUUGAUGACCACGUCGCCGAUGGAGGUAGAGAAGAGGCACCUUGAAUCAUCGGGAACAAGGACCUUGGACAUGGGUGCACAAGUGCCUCCUAUCCCAGCCUUGGCAAAGUUCUCUAGUCUCUAGCUAAGAUCUACUCCAUCAUGGACCACGCGGAUUCCAGUGGGGCGAGAUCUGUCCAGGUGCAGUUUCUCUUUGUCUUCAGUGACAGCUGCAAGAAAGCAGGUUGUCGGGAAACAGAUCAGUGAGACAUUAACCGGGGAUUGGGAAGCGACCCAAAUCAACAAACCCUGAAAAGCUGCUGGUGUUGGUGGCAGAGAGCAAACCGUAGCCGUAAGACUCCCAAGUGCCUUGUUUGUGCCCCAAAGCCAAGUUUCCUCCACCCCAGAGGCAGAUGCCCGCCUUGAUGCAAUCAGAAUCGGCGAUUAAAUUUGAGCACUGACA